AUGGAAAGAGAUUACUCUUCAAAAAGGCUUCUCAUUUCCUAUCUCUCAUCGGUGUAUCAAUGCAACAACAAGUAUUUAAAUUCAGCAUUAAUAUCUCAAUCCAAAGUUCCUGAUGACGUGUUAUUAGCCAUGAGAAAGGCUUGCGAGCUUUCAGAACUAUUUAAUGUACAUGAAUUUUAUGAACAAGACAUGGAACGAGGUGAACAUUUGAAAAGUAAGCGAGAUGCAGAGGAAACCCAAAGUAUCAUUUCCAAGAUGGCAUUAUCGAGCUCUGUAAGAACAGUUGAAGAUAACAUGACAAGUAUGAUGGAGACAUCUCCAAAAAGUGCCUCUUGCUUACCAUCACCUGAGGAAGUACAUAAUGUUCUUGUGGCAGCAAUUCCAGCAUCGAAUUGCCAAAAACCUUCGCCAUUAUUAUUUAAACAAAUUCAUGCAAAGAUUUUAGGUUGUUUUCGAACGGAUUGGGAAACUAUUCGGAAAUUCAAAAGAUUUUCAGAAGCAUUCAAAGAAUGGCACAAGAAAGAUUCCAUGUAUACUGUGUUUGCCAAAGAGUUUGCCAUAAUGAAAAAAAUUAAGGAAUUAUCUCCAUCAUCCAUUACAUCUAAGGAUGACAGCACCGAAGAUGACAACUCACUUGAAGGUAUUGGAUUUCAUACACUCAAAUUCGAUAAGAGAAUUUCAAAAAGGAAGAAUAAGAAUAGAUUGUCCACACUCAUGCAAACGUUCUAUGAAGAAGAAUAUGACUCAUUAAUUGAUUGCCUUUUUCAAAAACAGAAUUCAGAACAAUGCAUUCAACCGUGGCAAGAAUUGUUUAUUCCUGUUUCAGCAGUCUAUUGCACGGAUCAUAUGGAAUCAUGCUUGAAUAUCAAUUUACUGGAUGCAUCCGGUAGUAAUGCUUAUCAGAAUAACACUAAAACUGAUGCCCUAAGUUUUAUUGACUGUGCAACGCUAAUGAAUGAAUGCAAUGCAUUUAUGGAACAAGUGUUUAUGGAAAAAACCUUUAAACAUUAA
Messenger RNA from Naegleria fowleri, 1011 nucleotides. RefSeq lists its product as uncharacterized. Lineage: Eukaryota; Heterolobosea; Eutetramitea; Acrasida; Naegleriidae. The transcript is spliced from 2 exons. The record is from RefSeq and is a predicted model, not a curated record. Bases 1 to 1011 code for a protein of 336 amino acids.